AUAGUAUUUUGUCAUUACAGAAAUCCCAGUCAAUAAAAAGAUUUCCGUAUUAUAUAUUGCACGUUUUUCUAACAUCAAAAGGUACAGUACGGUAGUAAUACAUCUUACAACCUAGGGUUUUCCUGUGUAGAAUUUAUAACAAUGUUGUUAGCGACCUGUACUAAGUGCACAUAACAUUGUGUGACGUAGGGCUUUUUUUAAAGAAACAUCUUACUAUUUCUUGCCAUAUGAAAUAUGCACAGCAUUUUGAAAGUUCUUUUAACAUGACCACACACCAAAAUUCAUGCAGUGUUUUCCAACUGCAAGCAUACACAAAUAGGCGUACAUUUAAGCUGAGUAUCAACAUACAAUAAGUCUGGGUAUUGUGAUAGAAACAUUAUCCUCCUUUUGCUAGCUGUGUCCAAGAGACCACAAAAGACCAAAUGUCUUGAUGUAUGGGAGUUUGCAAUGAGAGAGGAAAAGUGAAACAAGACACCUUGGCAUUCAUGACCUUCCCAUUGACUCCCAUUUAAACCCUCUGACCCCUCCCAGGGUGAAAAUAAACUACGCAGUGUAGUCAUCAAACAAGACUGUAAUUUCUACACCAGUAAAUGUUUGCUACGCUAGAGCGUUUAAGAUGAAUAUUGCACACGAGGACAUACUAAGAAGGCAUCGCACAGAUAUAGUGAAAGUCUUAGACGUGGCUCACGUCAAAGACAGUCUCAUCGAGAAUGGAGUGUUUAGCACGCAGCUUUGGGAGGAAAUCGAAAAGGCAGGCGGGGAGUCGAAACGAGAAAAGGCGUCCCGGCUUCUAGACAGACUGCCGACCCGAGGUCCCAACGCUUUUUCGUGUUUCUGUGAGGCGCUCGUGGCAGGGGAGUAUGAUUUUCUAGGGGAGCAGUUGACACAGGAAGCUGACCAACAACAUGCUCUAGAGUCAAUCCAGGCACGUGGUAGACGAACACCAAGCUCCAGUCAUCACUACUUUCACGAAGGAGCUGUGAAUGGUCAAACACAAACAAUGGACCAGUCCCUAAACGGACAGAUCAACAACAUCAGGAAGGAAUAUCGGAAAUGCUUGUUGAGAGGGAAAGGAGUAACUCUUACAAAAGCACUCAACAAAGUCAUUCACUUCAAGAAGCGUGGCGGCAAAAGAGCCUCAGAACAGACAAUAACGUCCUUGAAAUACAUCAAAGAAGCUUUAAAAAGUCCUUCAUUUGACGAAUCAAAUGUGUCGGCUUUGACUGAAAUUCUUGAGCUCGUUGAGAAAUUGAAGCACAUUAGAGACGAGCUUCAAAAAGACGGGUCUGUUCCUGAUAAUGUGUCAAAUUUGAGUUCCAUGUUGGCUGAUGGAGCCGACUUUUCCACUCUCCACAACAUGACUCUUAGCAUAGGCAUAGAUUAUCUGAGAGACUUUGGCAUGCAGGGGAUGGACGCCUCCAGUAAAUUGAAGUUUGGCUCAGUUCUGGUGCUCAUCCCUUAUCUCUGUGACCUCUCUGAACAAGCAGUUCAUCUGACAAAGAGACACAGCUCAGAUAGAGUGGGGGACUCUCCUACAAGGAAGGUAUCUGAAAGGAUGGAGCCAUUCAGUGAUGUAGUAGUGGAGGGAGUAGCCAUGUCACCUUACCCUGAACCACAGGAUAAUGUGUUCUUACCUGAAAGUAAAUCUUCUGCAAGGAGCUACAGGGACAUGGAGGGCACUAUGAUGUCAAGGCUUGACCGAGCCUCUGAGAGAAUCAGUCAGCUGGAACAGACACAGAUGCGCUUCUCACAAGACAGGGACCGUAACAGCAACGGCAUCUUGGAGGAGAUCAAAAAGCUGAACUCCAAGAUGGACAUACAAGCAUUGAAGAUAGACCAGAUGGACAAGAAGAUAGAACAUCAGUCACUACUACUGCAGCAGAAUGAAGACAUUAAGAACAGUUUGUUUGAUGUAUCCAACCACCUGGAGUACAUAAGGAAGGCAUUAGGAGGACAGACGGAGAAGAAAACAGCACUGGAGGCAAAAGUCAGCAGUUUAGAAGAACGAGUCCUGAAUCUUCUAGAUCAGGAAAUUGAUAGAUCCAAACUGAUCGAGGAGAUACAGGGUGUAGAAAAUGAAGUUGUCGAGCUGAAGGAAUGGUUCCAGGAUGGGGACCUGUUCAUCACAGAGAGGUUAGAACAGAUGAACAGGCACCUCCUGGAUGUGCUGUUAAAGUUGGAACGGGAUUCGUUAGGUCGUCAACUCUCUGCAGCUAUUGACAUGGUAGAGAAACAACUGAAGUUCAAAGAGUUCACACGGUUUGCCCGAAUGUUAGGAUUCUCGGACCAAGAGAGCACCAAAAUCCGCAGUGCUGCUCGAGACAAUUUUGGCCAGCAAAAGUCCGAACUUCUUAGAAAGUGGAGAGAAAAGAAUGGCAGCAAUGCCACAGCCAAGCACUUAGAGCAGGCAUGCAGAAACACUGGUCUUUCUACACUAGCAGACAAGAUAGCUAGGAUAUCUGGUGCCCCAAGUGCAGCUCAUUCGGUGAGAUUACCAUCAUUGACAGGAGGACAGGGAAAUAUGAACCGACCAGUGGUCAGGAAGACUAGCUAUCAAGAACUAAAAGGUGGGUAUGGCAUAGAUAAGCUACAACAUGGUGUAUUCCGCAUCACCCUCAGUCCCAAACCUCCUGUGGGUCAGAUCAUCCUCCAGCCUUCAGCUUCCCCGUGA
This is a messenger RNA of Branchiostoma floridae (Florida lancelet), 2671 nucleotides long. RefSeq lists its product as uncharacterized. The coding region runs from base 617 to 2671 and encodes 684 amino acids. The transcript has 9 exons. NCBI's taxonomy places the organism in Eukaryota, Metazoa, Chordata, Leptocardii, Amphioxiformes, Branchiostomatidae. The record is from RefSeq and is a predicted model, not a curated record. Gene Ontology annotation, molecular function: protease binding; death domain binding. Gene Ontology annotation, biological process: regulation of apoptotic process; signal transduction.